Diachasma alloeum is the source of this 2255-nucleotide messenger RNA. It is a transcript of the gene Nelf-A, whose product is annotated as negative elongation factor A. The transcript is spliced from 4 exons. Gene Ontology annotation, biological process: negative regulation of transcription elongation by RNA polymerase II. The coding region runs from base 1 to 1593 and encodes 530 amino acids. The record is from RefSeq and is a predicted model, not a curated record. Lineage: Eukaryota; Metazoa; Arthropoda; Insecta; Hymenoptera; Braconidae. Gene Ontology annotation, cellular component: NELF complex.
AUGGCGAAUGUGAGGGACAGUGAUACUUCGUUGUGGCUUCAUAACAAGUUGGGAACGUCAAACGACAGCUGGACGGGGAGUUCAAUCUGUUCGCAAUUGAAUGCCGAAGUCCUCAGAAACAUCAAGGACUGUUUUCCCGAUCUUCAGACGCAGGUCAAGCUCAAAUUACUGCUUUCGUUCUUUCACAUACCCAGGCGCAAUGUUGAGGAGUGGCGAGCAGAACUCGAGGAGAUCAUCGAAGUGGCUUCGUUGGACAGCGAGUUAUGGGUGUCGAUGUUGGCCGAAGCGAUGAAGACCUUCCCCUCGACAGGCUCCCUGAACACAGACAUCUCAGACCUCGACGAGCAUCGUCCCAUCUUCGGUGAGCUCGUCAAUGACCUUCGCAAGCUCUUGAAGAAGCAGCACGAUCCGGCGAUGCUCCCCCUGGAGUGUCACUACCUCAACAAAACAGCUCUGAUAUCGGUGGUGGGCCAACAGCCAGCACCAACCAAGCAUUUCACCCUCAAACGAAAGCCCAAGAGUGCAGCAUUGAGGGCUGAAUUACUACAGAAGAGUGUCGAUGCUGCGAAUAAUUUGAAGAAGAGCACUGCCCCAACGGUUCCAGUAAGAAGUAGAGGAAUGCCUCGAAAGAUGACUGACACAACUCCCCUCAAGGGCAUUCCCAGCAGAGUUCCAACGAGUGGAUUCAGAUCCCCAGCGAUCACUCCCUCCUCGAUGUACACUAGAACCCCGAUCAGCAGCAGAAGUCGAAAGGACGGGGGUAUUAAACUGCUGGAGAUUACCGAGCAGCCCCUGGGGUAUGCCCAGGCGAAGAAGAGGAAACGAAUGCUGGAGUUGGAGGAGCAGCAGAAGAAGGUGGCCGAGGCGCAGGCUGCAGCUGCUGCUGCCACGACGACAAGUCCCACACCUGCUGAGGCAUCCACCACUCCUGAGUAUGCCCAGGGUCUGGCCCCUAUCAACCCACCAGCUACUCCAGCCACAGCCGGCACUAUUACUGGGACCUCAACUACGCAGACUUAUACCACUACGAGCACCCCUAUUGCUGUGCCUACGACACCUAGUACACCUCAGACUCCAACAACACCGAGUACUCCAGCCACUCCCAGCACUCCAGUCCCCACUCCCACAAUCACCCCAGUGGAAACCACUCCAGUGGGCGUCCAGACAGUUCGGCCAGCCCAAACAGUCACCCAAAUUCGAAUCCAGACGAAUCCGCCACCUGCCAAUGCAGCAAAUACCAGAAAGGGGUUGUCCCUCACGAGGGAGCAAAUGCUGGAGGCCCAGGAGAUGUUCAGAACAGCCAACAAAGUCACUCGACCCGAGAAGGCCCUCAUCCUCGGGUUCAUGGCUGGAUCCAGAGAGAAUCCCUGUCCAAAGCUAGGAAAUAUCGUCACUGUUAUGCUCUCUGAGAACGUCGAGGAUGUUGUGCAGCCGGAUGGAACCACAGUCUCGAUGCUCGUUGAGACACACUUCCAGAUGAAUUACACGAACGGAGAAUGGAAGAGGAUAAAGAAAAAUAGGAGAGUUGUGACUGAGGAAUCAGUUUCCACUACCACUCCCACAGCCCCUGCGACAGCCACAGCGUCGAAUUAAAUUUUUUCACGGCGAGUUUGAUCUUUUCUAACAUUUUUUCGAAUGUUUCUAUUUAUCAGUUGUUGAUUAAAGUCUAGAGCUAGAAUAAGAAUUACAAAAACAAAAUGACAAACAAUCUGGGUAUUCCUGAGCUCCUGCAAUUAUCUAGCAUCUGGUGUAAACAUUUUUAUGUGCAUUUCACUCGUUAACAUUCUUUUUCAAGAAAAUCUAGUCCCAAAAUUUCAUCAACAGCUGAUUAAUUCUUUUUCUACGCACAUAUUUUCAAAAUUAUGAAAUCAUCGUUCAAUGGUUUUCUUUUUUUCGUAUUGUAUGUUAUUUUCGUCGAAAUAACGAAUUAUUUCUGGCACAAGUGCCUCUGACAAAUUGUGAAUUUUUUUUUAUUUCUGACUCGAGAAUUAUGAAGGAAAAUUGUAGUUUGUGGUAGUUAGGACCUCCUCGGAGGCUUAAAAUCGCCUAAUUGAAUAAUGCAGAUCUCAAUUCGAGAGAAAUCUAUGGGAGAGAAAUUUAUCGCUUAUAUAUGGUAUCAUAUAACGAAGACGAAUCAUGUGAUGAAAGGAUUAAAUUGUUUGUAACUUAUAUUUUUUCCUCAAUGCAUCACAAUUAUUACGACUAACAAAUGUGAGGAAUUAAGAAGUCUUGUAAAGUUGUUAUUCAAAUAAAAU